AUGGAAGAAAAUGACCAGCUCCAGCUGGAUAUCGUCGCGGUCGACGUUGGCAAACACCAAGGACUGCAGUUAACCCUUAGGACAGGUCCGGGCACAGUUCAUGAUGGUGUGACAUCUGUACAGGGACAUGGAGUUCUGGAGCAUUUCCUUUCUAGCCUUUCCAGCCUGGUCUCUGGAGUCGACAAGCCAUCUAUAGGCCUGCAUCAGAACGGCGGGUCCAAGGUACUCCUGCUGGUUCCACCAGUAAGAAGGACACGAGGUGCUGCAACAUGCACACAGAAUACAUUCGUAAAGACCGUCAAGCUUCUUUCUAUCCUCAACACUUUGGAAGUUCUCCUUACCGUCAGCUGGCUUGGACUUGGUUUGCAAAUACGGCUGGAUGGACUUGUAUUGCUUGUAGAAAUGCGUAAGGUCCGGAACCAGGUCUCUCACAAUGUACAUGUGAGGAAGCGGAUAUAUCUUGAGUUCUUUGGAUUCAUCUUGGUCGAUCUUGCAAAGACAAGCCAAUGUGUUUUGUCCGCCAAUAUUCAUGGCACAAGACCCACAAAUACCUUCUCUGCAACUUCUUCUGAAAGUGAGCGUGGCGUCCUGUUCGUUUUUGAUCUUGAUGAUGGCGUCAAGGACCAUCGGACCGCACUGGUUCAAAUCGACCUUGUAUUCUUGCAUGUGAGGCUUCUUGUCUGGGGUGUCCGGGGACCAUCUGUAAAUCUUGAAAGACUUGAGUCUUUGGGCGGCGGCCUGGGUGGCCAUGCCACGAGUUCCUUGAAGACGAAUGAUGGAUUUAAACAUGGUUAA
Ogataea philodendri is the source of this 795-nucleotide messenger RNA. RefSeq lists its product as uncharacterized. The transcript is spliced from 2 exons. Bases 1 to 795 code for a protein of 264 amino acids. The record is from RefSeq and is a predicted model, not a curated record. NCBI's taxonomy places the organism in Eukaryota, Fungi, Ascomycota, Pichiomycetes, Pichiales, Pichiaceae.